AUGUCGAGCAGGCGUAGCUCGAGGCUGAAGCUCAGCCACAGGAAGGCGUCCCGAGACCGGGCGGAGGGUCGCUGCGAGGAUGAUCUGACACGGGUGGAGCAACGCCGGAUUAACCGGGCGAUCAUGCAGUCACUGGAGAAUGCGCCACCAGGGACAGUGAUGGCCAUGGGGCUGGCGGAGGGCCCUGGAGAGGCGGUGGUGCACGGGUCAGAGGCUCAAGGCGACUGCGAAAUGCUGCCUGAUGAGCUGCAGGCAGCCACGGAGGGGAAGCCUUGCAUGGUGGCAGAACCUGUCCCGUUGCCCAAUUCUGCAGCAAAGAAUACCGAGCCAGCCACAAAUGUCCAUCAUGGGUCAGUCGCAACUGACAAGCCCAAGAAAAGCGGCGUUGCAUGCAAUGAGAUGGCAGAUGAUCGGGGUGGGAAUCUGGCUACAGAUGUGCCAGUUCGACAGGCCAGCAGACUGCCAAGCUCCAGGGCAAAGAAGAUCGUGAGGCAGUCGCUGGCAGAGCAGAGCGAUGGCAGCUCGAUGUCCUCCCCUGUCUUGAAGGCCAAAGAGAAUGUCGAGGGCUCUGACUUCAGGCCGUCAUCAGAAAGCUCCAGCUCGGAGAGUGGCGAUGACUGUGAUGAUGAGGACGAUGAAGACUUUGAUGCAGAGGAGGAAACCCCAAAGAAAAGGAAGUCACAGAAGAAAUCCGUUUCGAUGGGUCCAUCAGGAGGGAAGAAGGCCCCAAAGUCCGUUGCUGUUUCAAAGCAAGGAGCAAAAUCUGGAGCCAGGAAGAGUGCUGCCAACAUGAAGAGGGACACCUCAACCUCCCGACCAUCUAAACCUGUGAGGAACAGUGUGCAACCGGCACGUGCAGCAGCAUUGCCUAAGAGUAAGGGGCGCUCCAGCUGUCGUGGCCUUCCUGUGGCGUCCCCAAGUCUGGGUGGCAUAAAGCCAAGGCAGAUGGCAAGCAUGGAAGGGGGCACUGCAGCACCUAAAGAGAUGGGCCCCAAUUGCAACACAGGCGUGGAAACAGCCAGUAGAAAGCCAACUGCCUGCUCACCACUUCGUCAGCUAAAUGGUAUGGCUGCUCCACAUCGUGAGCCAGGUGCAACAACCCCCUUGGCUGGUGCAGUAUCCCUGUAG
Molecule: messenger RNA, 1128 nt
Organism: Ostreobium quekettii
Lineage: Eukaryota; Viridiplantae; Chlorophyta; Ulvophyceae; Bryopsidales; Ostreobiaceae
Source: the annotation of a GenBank genome assembly